Serendipita indica DSM 11827 is the source of this 294-nucleotide messenger RNA. The record is from the annotation of a GenBank genome assembly. NCBI's taxonomy places the organism in Eukaryota, Fungi, Basidiomycota, Agaricomycetes, Sebacinales, Serendipitaceae.
AUGCAUCAAAACAAGGAAGAGGAAGAUUUCGAUGCACAUAUGCACUUUGAAGGCGUCAUGCCUUCUUUCAACGGUCUGGAUUUGCAAGCUGCUCUCCAACGUCGUCUCUAUCUUCUUGGCCAGACCUAUCCCGCAGCGAUGUGGCUCAGCCGGGAAUUUGUCUUCCUGGACGCCCUCGACCCACCACGAUACCGCUCCCGACGGUCACAGUUCAUACGCCAGCGAAGAGGAGCUCGGAGGGUACCGUCCCUCAGGCGAGAGACAGCCGGUGCACCACCAAACUCGGAGACCUAA